Molecule: messenger RNA, 9705 nt
Organism: Ruditapes philippinarum (Manila clam)
Lineage: Eukaryota; Metazoa; Mollusca; Bivalvia; Venerida; Veneridae
Product: probable E3 ubiquitin-protein ligase HECTD4
Source: RefSeq, a predicted model, not a curated record
AAAAACAAAAUGGAAGAUUUUGCAAACCCUGGAAAUUUGACAGAUCUAAAUUUAGACAUUUCAGCACAAUUACGCAGCGAAAUGCAGCCUUUAUGUCAAAAUUAAACUAAAGUUAUGGCUUCGCAGUCCCAGGAAAAUUGCCAAUGGUUGUCUGUUACCGAAGAAACGUUGUUUCUGCACGAUGGCUUGAUGCGCGUAACAGAUUUGGUGGAACUUCCAACUGAUGUAAACAACGCUCAGGAUUCGGAGAAUGAAGUGAUCUCGUUUGAUUUGAAAAAUCCUUCAGAAUUGAGUGACUUAUUGCUUGCUGUUUGUGGUACUCAUAAUAAUGCAUAUGCCAAGCUUUUAGAAUACAGAUUAAAUGCAUUAAGAGGACUUUGGUGUGCUCAGAAGCAACUCUCUUUAGAUGAAGAAAGUGAAAAAGAAAGUAACUGCACUGAAGAAACAAUUGCUCUUUUAAAGAAACAAGGCUUAUGGAAAGAACCAGAGCAGGCAUCAUUCUCUACGAGAGUCAGUGUCCUUUUGGUUUUGCCUCUUCUGCAGUCUCAAAGUCGCAUUGACCCUAACCUGUGUGGUGUGACAUCAGGGGUAUUGCUUGGUUGCCUGAAGGAUUGUUCUCCACUCAGUCUUGCUAAAGAGCCUGGUGAUUGCUUGAAAGGCUUAGAGAAUCUGUUAUGCAGUUGGUUAGGAGAAAAAAUUGAAUCAGCUGAUAGUUAUGAAGUUGAAGAUAAACUACAGAGGAAGACUAUUGCAUCUGCUUUGGUUGCGCUGGCUUGUGCAAGGGGUCAUCUGAAGACUUUUAUUCACACUGUCCACCUUCUUUUGACACUGAAGGACAUUGACUGUAUGCCAGUGGCUGAUAUUUUAGGCAAGCUUUUAGAGACAGAAGGAGGCCCUGGACAUGUACCCGCUUUAUUAGGCAGUAAACAUAUCCUCUGCUGGGGAUUUGAAGACCUCCUCAGUGGGACUGAAAAAGAGUCAGGAGAAAAGGACAAAGCUGAUGGGGAGAUUGGAAGAAGUUUAGCUUCAGAUGGAGUUUUCCUGUAUACAACAAAUGCAUGCGGUAAAGGACUAGCGAAAGUUGGCACAGGACUUCACGGCACUCUAAGAGGAUAUAUUUACUCUAGAAACCCAGAGAUAGGCCCUGGUAAGGUUGCCGUUGGUGAUGGAUGUUUAAUAUACAGACCACAGUCAUAUGAUGGUGAAGCUGAUGUACAAAAUUUCUUUCAGAUUCUCGACAAACAUUUCCUACAGCCAGUGAAAACUAUACCUAAGCCAGAACAAUAUGUGGAGGAUGGCCCAUGUACUACUGUUGCAUUUUGCAGCGACGGUUCCUACUUUUAUUGGAUAUGGUGCCCGUCUUUGUUAACAGACAAAAAUGCAAAGGGAAUACCAGUUAAUUGUGAAAUGUUUGUGAUUCAGAAAGAAGAUUAUGCUGUUGAGCCAGGUAGACCCAGGAUAAUUCUAACAAAGAAAGAUGAAGCUGGAGCUAAGGCUCUCAAUGACUCACUUAUGUCCCGACUUAGACCAAUGUACAGAGGCUCAGCCAGUGCUUUAGCAGCAUUAGCCGGGGCAGAGAAUGGAGUGGCGAAGAAGGAAGAUCCUGUGCAGCAGACAGGAAGUACCAGCUGUGGAAUUCUGUUGAAGGUUUUAUUAAAAACACCAUUAUUUAUCGAGGGUAGCCACGUUGUAAUGUUGACAUCUCUGCCAGGGGGCAGCGCCAGUAAUGCAGCACGGUCUUUGUUUGGCAGCAGUGGAGGUCUUUCUUCACUAAGAUCACUAGCCACAAACCAGUGUUUCAGUUUAACGGAUGGACAGUUUGUACAGAGAGCAGAUCUGAUGGAUGCACCAAGUUGUGCCAUUGCCAGGGGAGCCUCUAUUUCCUCUUUAGGCUUGUGUUUUGAUGUAUUAAACAAUGUGAUAUGGAGUUGUAGUAAUGAUUGGAUGGACCAGUUCUAUAACCCAGGUCAUCAGGCACCACAUCAUAUCAAAACAAAAUUGUGUAUACAACAUAACAAACCAACAGAACAAACAGGUGAUAACACAGUGAAGAUGAAUGUGGUAAUACAACAACUGUUACAACAUGUUGGAAGUAUGUGCCUGCACCAAAUCCACAGUGAUCUACUGUAUACACCAUUUGGCAGCUACACCGUACAACAGUACCCAGUAGAUUACACCAAUCUGGAGAGAAUCUGUGACAUACUGAAUAAUUCAAUAUCUACAGGGCAUACUCAGACUAUAAUUUGUGCUUUAAUUGUGUUACAAUUGAUAUUUAAGAUGAGUGUGAUAAAGCCAGCAAAACCUGCUGAGAAUUCAUUGGUGGAGAAAACAAGAUCAUUGGUGUGGAAACUUGUGAUUGUUGAGAGAGAUGACAAUAUGAUGACUCACUCAGAGAGUGUACAGAGAGAGGCAUGUAUGGUGGUGGCCAGUGGCCUCAUGGUGCUAUAUCCAACUGUAGAAAAACGUGUCGAGCUGAUGAGGCUCCUGCUUACAGGUGAAAAUCCAGGACUGACAUGUUUAAGAGAUAAAUUGUUUGUAGACUUUACUGACCAGUUGAAGGGACAGAUCACAAAACUGGACCAGUUUUACAACUUAAGUUUAACAGAUGAUAUUACAUCACUGUUGUUGAAGAUGGUUGUAAAGAAAUCCUGUAAUCUUCUCCAUAAAGCUGUGAAACUUGAGAAGGAACAGUUUGACUGCAUGCUAACAGAAAUACCUUUGUCAAGUCCAUGUCUCAGAUAUCUGAUGUCUCUGCAGUCAUUUCUAUUGAGAGAAACAAUUUUAUUACCAGCUGAUGAAAAUGGAAAUACGGAUAGUGAGAAACUACAGACUUUACAGACAAUGGUACAGAGUUUUGCAGAGAAAGUGUUUACUGGUGCUUGUCAGGUUCUUGAAAUGUUGCUCAAUUGUUGUAAUCAAGUAAUUCACAAAAACACGGAAGAUCUGGAAAACCGCCUGCAAGGCCUGGAAAAGGUUUCCAAGGCAACAAUACUAGGUCAUAUGUUACCUUCUCUGAUGACAGCCAUGACACAUAAAAACCUACAGUGUCUAAACCUUGCUGAUACAUUGAUGCCACAGCUUGUGAAACUUGUAGUUCUGUCUAGUCAGGCUGCUCUGUUGUUGAAGAGCCAGGUUCAAGCUAUUCUACAUGAAGUGGAACCAGACACCGACUCUGAUGUCAUUGAUAUUAUUGGUCAAACUGUAGAAAAAGUCGAUUUGAAGGAGCAUGAAGAGCAAGGGUUCCUGGCUGGACUCAAGAUCCCGGCUCCCUGGGCGUCUGGUAAAGCCAUAGAAAGUAUUCACCCUGUCAGAGACAAUUACAAGUUUAAGGAGACAGUACAUAUACCAGGGGCCAGGUGUCUUUAUUUGAGAUUUGAUACUCGUUGUGCUUCACAGUAUGAUUAUGAUAAGAUGAUCCUGUAUGCUGGUCCCAACACAACAUCAAAGAAAGUGGCAGAGUAUGGUGGUAACACAUAUGGUUUUGGCAGUAGAAGUGUCCUAGGAUCUGGCUGGCCAAAAGAUCUUGUUAGGGUGGAAGGAGAUACUGUGACACUUUCAUUUGAGAUGAGAAGUGGGAGGGAACAUAACACUCCAGACAAAGCCAUGUGGGGAUUUCUUGUUACCGUCAGAGCACAGGAAACACCAGAAGAAGUGUCCAAUGGCCUGCCAUUUUUGGCAGAUUUAGGCCUUGGCCUGUCAGUGCUUGCCUGCACAAUGCUACAUUUGUUGUAUCAAGGUCCAGAGAAAACCAAAGACGAGGAAUCUUGCUUGCAUUUACUUAAAUCAAAAUUGUUGCAAAGGUGUGUUUGGCAAUCAGAAUCCUUCACAUCAAGCCCAGCUUCUCCAAAGAUCCCACCAAAAUCACAGCAGGCAGUAGACCCGACAUUAUUACCAAGGAGCCCAAGGAUUCCUAGAAUAAAACUGCCUUCAGAGAUCAUGAAGAACCUGUUAGGUUUAUCCCCAAGACAUCCUCCUCACCUUAGAUCUAGUAUGAAGGAGGCAAUCAAACCAGAUGUGAUACUAGAAAGAGUUACCUCAGCCGUUGUUAAACACCUUGGCUUAGAGGACACUGUCAGAUUCUUUACUCCAUCAAAAGAGAGUCAGACUGACGAGUUUGUCCUCUUAACUUCUGUGAUGGAGGAGAUCUGUAGACGGACAGAUGCACUAGUCAGGCAAUUGCAGGCAUUAGCAGAUCUAGAACAAAGAUGGCAUACUGAAGUUUUAGAUAGGAAAGAAGACAAAACAGUAGAAGCUCCACCGUUCUUUCAUGAUUUCCAUUUACAAGAGUCAAAAAUAAAGGAGUUAUCAAUGCUGUGUUUCAUGAAGAGCAUUGCUUUAGAUACACUGAAAAUAGAAGAAACUGCCAAAGAAUUAAGAGAGAAAUUUGACAAUGAUGUGUUAUCAAACGACUUCGACAAGACAGAUUCCCUUCAUCGUACACGUCAGUUGGCCGACGGUAUUUUGGCAAGACUAGAUCUGUUACUACAUGUAAAUAUAUCACCAGGAGAUACAGGAAGCCUUACUAGGACUGUUUCACAAUGUAUAGAGGCGAUAAAAACAGGCUCGAAUGUGAUGGUAAAGUCUGACACUGACAUCUUCCACUCCACCAUUAUGAGGAGUAUCUCAGCGCCCUCUGGUGUCAAUCAGUUCCAAGAUGACACGGCUAUUGACUUUCUCAAAAUGCACAAAAGGAGACCGAAGCAUAAACAGGGCCCUAUAUCUAUAUUACAAGACCUGAUUGAAGAUCAGGAAGAGAAAGGCCAGUCACCACAUGUGAUUCUGAUUGGGCAACUGUUCUCUUUUAUAGGAAGUAACCCAGAAAAAGCUAUUUCAUCAGAGGCAUUUUUGAAAACAGCACAGCUAAGAUUUUGGAGAGGGAAUACCAGAAAACAAGCUUUAAUUCACAUGAAGGAACUACUUUCGGCAGCCUCGAGAGUAGGGGGAGCUACACAUCUUGUUGCUGCAGUAACAUCAGUGCUAAGGCAUGGUCCAAGGGUAGAAGAGUUGACUUGCGGAGGUAUGGUUAACCAAGUACGAGAAGCGUUUGCUGAAACUAUGACGUCAGUGGUUCAAGUUGCGGCUAGAUAUCCUAUAGCAUGCUGUAACAGUAUCGGACUGUUGUGUGUUGUACCUUAUACUAGAGCUGAAGAAAAAUGUUUGGUUAGGUCUGGACUGGUUCACUUACUGGAUAAAUUAUGCAGUUUGGCAAACUACAGAGCUGAGAGUAGAGAAAGCCAGUCUACUAGGCAGAAAGUAUCAGCUAUGGCCUGGGCAGGCUUUCAGGUUCUAGCCAAUAGAUGUGUGAUGUGGGAGACAGAGGAAGGUUCACAAUAUGAAGAGUUAGAGCACUCUGGUCUUGCACGACAAGUUUCUGUCUUACUAACCAACCAUUUAGCACGUGCCACAGAAUCUAGUGGUAAUGAAGCCGCCGGUACAGAGGCACUGCAAGAGGUGCUCAGUCUACUCAACAAUCUGUCGAGGAGCCACAUGGGGAAAGCCAUACUUAGUCAGCCAGCCUGUGUCUCCAAAUUACUUUCAUUAUUGCUGGAUCAAAGACCAUCUCCAAAGCUGGUGUUGAUCAUUCUACAACUUUGUCGUGUAGCUUUACCAUUAAUGGAUGCCUUAGACUGUGAGCAGGUACAAUUACCAAACUGGGGACACAGUCUAGUGUCUAGUCAUUGGAGUACGACGAAACCUAUUUCAGAUCCCCCGGCUAAAAUUGUCUCUCUGCUUUUGGCAAGACUUGGUGACUUCUUGGUUCCAGGUGAUGUGGCAACUGUUGCAAGUAUGACAAACAGUCUAUUGAUGCAGAUAUUAACAAAGAUAAAGACAGUGCAAGAAGAUACUGCCAUACAGAAUGGUCGUCUGUCCGUCUUUGUUCACAAACGGGAUGACCAGUUUUCACAUGAAGUUAUACAGCCUUUACUGAGCUCUGACAGUCGACCAUUUAAGCUAGGUCCUGGUUCUAAUGUCGAUAAAGUUGUGAGACUGGACAGGGAAAUGACAAAGAGUAACAAAGCCGAGGUUGUGACAGAGGAUGCCCUAUCUGCUCUUAGGAAGGCUGCGAAAUGGGCUCAGAUGGGGCUUGUUGUAUCUACGGGUGCCCCUGUAGACUCUUCUCCCACAGAAGUCACCUCAGGUGACAAAAAGAAAACAGAUAAAGAAGUUAUUUGUAAAGAUAAAAAUGCUGAGCUUGCAAGGACAGACCCUGUGCGACCUUUUAUAAGUGGUCAUGUAGCCAACAGUAUGGCAGCUGAAGUGAUUGAACUAUUACAUGGUCUGUUAAACAGUACUAACCAUCACACAGCCUCGGAGAAAUCCUGGUCAGAUGCUGUACAACGGGUGUUAACUAAUGCAAUGACUGGUUUACCAGUUUUGUUGAACUCAAUAGACAGUCUAAGUUCUCCUCGAUGUCACAGUCACCAGUUGAUGUCAAUGGCCCGACAAGUUAAUGCAGCUCUGUGUGCGUUAGGUGGUUUCCAGGAAAUGAUAAAACCAGGCUGCAAAGUAGAGGUGACUGGUGAGGUAGAGAACUCCACAGGAAUAGUGGUCAGUAUGUCUCAGCAGACUGGAAUGGUCUCUAUUGAAUUAGAUCCAGACCCUGAGGGUACAUAUACCCCAAGGUACUCCGACACUGUCCAGGUGCCAUUUAGUAGAGUACAGCCAUGUAGAAAUAGAAUGUUCAGUAGUAGACAACUGUCAAUGACUGAUGCCAUAGUAACAGCCAUGCAAGCCAUCUUGUUACCACAUGAUGACAACAUCUCAUCUUUGCAACAAGUCCUCCCAUUGGCUGAUGAUGGAAAUAGCAUGUCCAAUCAGAUCUGUCGUGUUGUAGCCGAGUUGGAAACCAGAGCUUGUACUGUGCUAGCUCUGUAUUUACAAGAUAUAGAUUUCACGAAGGAGUUUAUACAGCACUGUGGGUCCACCAUUGAUAUGCUCAAAACACUAGCCAAAGACUGCAGUACUGGUGUUAGAAAACCAGUGCUAGAAUCCCACUGUGAGAGAUUGAGGACACUAUACAGAGAUUGUGCCAAACCUCCACCUCCUCCAAGUAAAGUUGAUAACAGGAACAAGGAAAUGACAUGGGACACCAGCCGCAAUUUUCCACCAGUGAGGGCGUGUUUGUUCUCUCAUAAUCUUACAGGAGUUACCUUCCUUGGUGACCCGAGUGCUGGCAGUGGUUUGCCAAGAGGAACUUUGGUCUAUGCCAAUAUACCUAUACCUUUACAGGCACCAUCAUUUUACUGGGAGCUGGAAAUUUGUUCAUUUGGGGACAGUCAGGAUGAGAGUUCUGCGUACGUCUCAUUUGGUUUUGCCCCACCUGCUGAAAAGAAGGAUGGAGCCUGGACAAAUCCCAUAGGAACCUGUCUCUUUCUGAAUAAUGGUAAGGCAGUCCAUUACAAUGGAGCCAGUUUACUGCAGUGGCGUAGUGUCAGACUGGACUGUUUGGUCGGUGUCGGAGAUAUAGCUGGUAUAGGCUGGGAGAGAACCAGCGACUCUCCAGUACAGGGCGAAACUCCUAAAGGCAAGGUGUACUUCACCUUUAAUGGAAGGAAACUUCAGCCAUGGAUAGAAGAUGUGGCAGGUGCCAUGUAUCCUGUGGUUCAUAUACAGAAAAAGUCAACAAGAGUGAAGGCCAAUUUUGGUGCCAGGCCGUAUGCCUUUGCCGAAGGUCAACAACACAGAGAGGCCGCUGACGAAGCUGAUGAUCUAACACGAGAAAUAAGAGAAAGUUUUGGUCAUUUACCGUUCCACUCUACGUCGGACUCUGACAGUGAUGGUGCAGUUUCGGCCCCUUCUACACCCAGUAACCUUAGCGAGAUUAACGAACUUAAUCUAACUGCUGGACCAUUGUGUAAAACUGUACCAAUUCCAAAGCCUCUAAAAGAAUACAACCCAGAUAACUGUCGCUUCUACAAGUUGUUCCACUCCUAUGAUAGUAUGAUAACAACUGGGCCCGACCCAAAGGCUCAACUCCCGGCCCAGGACACGCUGUCAGACGAAGAGUCCAAUGAGGAUGAAUCCAACAACGAGGACCAUCAUGCAUUGUUAGUGAAGGCGUGGGAACAGAAAGUUUUCCCGGUGAUCCGAAGGAGGUUUAGGAAUGAGGCUGAGAGGAAAGAUGGUUUAGAACAGAUUAAGGGGGCAUUGCAAAUAGGUAUGACUUUCAUUGCUCGACAGACGGUUGAAUUUUUGUAUGAAGAAAAUGGUGGCAUGCCACGUGACCUUCACCUUCCAACAAUUGAUGACAUAAAGGAAGAUCUUGCCAAAUUUACGAUCGAUCGUGUCAGAAAGGGUACCACGGUUGUGAUCAGGGGCUCCACAGGUAGCAGUGCUAGUGGAGCCACAGUGCUACCAAAGUUUGCUGUUCGAUCUAUGUUAAAAACAUUCGGACUCACUGGAACUGUUCUUGAUGUAGAAAAUUCUAACGAGCUAGUCCAGGUUGAGACCUAUCUGCGAAGUGAAGGUGUUUUAGUCAGAUACUGGUACCCGUUAAAUAUGCUAGAACGACCACCACAGGGUAUGAGAAAAUCUACGAUAACCGGCGGCCAGAUACUUGACACCAGCAAUGUCAAUAUACAUAAGGAGUUAAUUAGAUCAGAAAGAACUGUUGCAAGAAUGUACUGCCGCACUGCGUUAUUGAAGCUGAUAGAUCAUUGCAACUCUUCAGCUAUGGAGGUGAUAUCCUGCUCUCCUAGUCUGGCCUCGGGUAUGGCAGCAAGCGCGGCCCUGUUACAGGAACUGGAUAUUGAAAACAUUCAGCUGCUGUCUAAUGAGUUGUUAAAGGCACCUCAGCCUCAUGGUACUAUUAAGGCGAAAUCGUUGGUGUUGUCGGACUCGUCCAAACACUGCCUGGCUGCUCACAGUUGUUCGCUAUCAGAUCUGAUGUAUGAGAAUGUUGACAGAUUGAAGAAAGAGCUAGCCAUAGCCAUUGCAAGAGCAGCUGGUCAAGGAGAAGAUUAUCUGUUUGAAUUGACCAACCAGAUCUGUACAUGUCUGCAGACUGCACCAGAGAUGUUUCCCUAUGAAGAGUUUUCAGGGCAGGGUAAGAGUUUAAGAUUUAUGGAGGCCUUUCUGUUUCUUUUCAGAACAUCCUUGUACAAGUCUCCAUGGGCUCGGAUCUAUUGCUACACUGGUCAGAGAAUUAAGAAAACUGGUCAAGUAUCCAAACAGGAAGUGGUCAGCUACCCGCGGGACACAUCCUCAACCAGUAACCAUGCUGAACAGUACACUCCGGCAAUAAUUCCCUGCGACUAUCUCCAGGAAACUGAGCGUCAAGGUAGAGGUAAAGGUAGAAAACCACAGAAAAGUCGCCAAAGAAAAAAUGAUGGCAACUUUACAGAAAAGUUUUUAGCAGUCACACCAGCCACGAUACAUCCUCAUGAGAUUAGAAUUUCUGCGGUAGAACUUUCAAGUGAAAAAUAUUCUUGUCUGCAAGGAGUUCCCGUUGAGAGUUUACGACUGAGAUUUGCUUUUCUGCAAUCUCUGAACAACACCCUAGAAACAUUUUUCCUGCCACUGAUCGACCUGCGACCUUGGCAGACCUACAACAGGAGCACAUCAGCACUGCUAUCUAGAAUAAGAGGACUGCUUUUCUAUGACACUAAGUGCGCUUUGAUGAAUAGAAUCUUGAAUGCAACAGCGAAGAGAAAACCGGACCAGGCUGCACCGGAAAUUACUCUUGAUCCACUUGAGAUAUUGGAG